AUGGCCGCCCUAACCGUCUCCUUUGCCGGUAAAAUCGGCGCCACCGCGCCCCGCGUCGCGAACGCUCGCGCCGCCGGCCGCGUCGGCGCGGCGCCCGCCGUUCGCGGAACCCCUCUCCGGGUCAAGUCCGCGUCCGCCAGGGUCGCCUCCCGCGACUCCCUUCGCGUCGCCGCGACCGCCACCGAGGCGCCCCUCGGCGUCUUCAAGCUGGAGUACGACAUCUCCAAGGACGACGCCACCAAAUCCGCGUCCUGGAAGCAGCCCGUGAUCGUCGCGGUGUCCGGCGCGGCGGGACAGAUCAGCAACCACCUGCUCUUCAAGAUCGCCUCCGGCGAGGUGUACGGCCCCGACCAGCCGGUGGCGCUCAGGCUCCUGGGAUCCGAGCGAUCGCGCGAGGCGCUCGAGGGCGUCGCCAUGGAGCUCGAGGACUCCCUCUUCCCGCUCCUGCGCGAGGUGUCCAUCGGCAUCGAUCCCAUGGACGUCUUCGUGGAUGCGGACUGGGCGCUGCUCAUCGGCGCCAAGCCCCGAGGGCCGGGGAUGGAGCGCGCGGACCUCCUCGAGAUGAACGGCGCCAUCUUCGUCGAGCAGGGCAAGGCGCUGAACGCGGUGGCCAAACCCACGUGCAAGGUGUGCGUGGUGGGCAACCCGUGCAACACCAACGCGCUCAUCGCGAUGGAGAACGCGCCCAACCUCGACCGCCGCAACUUUCACGCGCUGACCCGCCUCGACGAGAACCGCGCCAAGUGCCAGCUGGCGCUCAAGGCGGGCGUUUUCUACGAGACCGUGACCAACGUCACCAUCUGGGGUAACCACUCCACCACGCAGGUGCCCGACUUUGUCAACGCGCAGAUCGGAGGCGAGAAGGCCAUGGACGUCAUCGACGACAACGGGUGGCUGGAGAACGACUUCACCCCCGCGAUUCAGACCCGCGGCGGCCUCCUCAUCAAGAAGUGGGGGCGCUCGUCCGCCGCGUCCACCGCGGUUUCCAUCGCGGACGCGAUUAAGAGUCUGGUGACCCCCACGCCGGAGGGUGACUGGUUCAGCACGGCUGUGUGCACCGACGGUAACCCGUACGGCAUCCAGGAGGGCAUCAUCUUCUCCAUGCCGUGCAGGUCCAACGGCGACGGGUCCUACGAGAUUGUCGACGGCCUGGAGAUCAACGACUGGCUCCGCGAGCGCAUCAAGAAGAGCGAGGAGGAGCUCACGAAGGAGGCGGAAUGCGUGUCCCACCUCACCGGUAAGUUGGGAGGCGCGUGCGAGCUCAUUGGGGAGAAGGCUGACACCAUGCUCCCCGGCGAGGCGUAGACGAAAAUCGAGUACAACACCACAGCGAGGGUCGACCAAGAGACGGAAGUCGACCAACAAAUCUAAUAUUCUUUCCGCAAAACCUGUUUACAUCACACCGAGGCCACCACCGAGGGCGAGAGGGAAACGUCGGAGACGGCGAGAGGGUCAAAUAUUUGUAGAACGCGCGUGAGUCACAAGCCCGCGCAGCAUCUGUCUUGUAGCAUAGACGCCCUGACGCCGCCACCCCUCGGAACCCGAGGCUGGCUUUUAUAAUUCGUACAUUAUUAACGAACGA
Micromonas commoda is the source of this 1582-nucleotide messenger RNA. RefSeq names its product NADP-dependent malate dehydrogenase (gene NADP-MDH). Bases 1 to 1305 code for a protein of 434 amino acids. The record is from RefSeq and is a predicted model, not a curated record. Gene Ontology annotation, biological process: tricarboxylic acid cycle; malate metabolic process; oxaloacetate metabolic process. NCBI's taxonomy places the organism in Eukaryota, Viridiplantae, Chlorophyta, Mamiellophyceae, Mamiellales, Mamiellaceae. The transcript has 2 exons. Gene Ontology annotation, molecular function: L-malate dehydrogenase (NADP+) activity; L-malate dehydrogenase (NAD+) activity.